Verruconis gallopava is the source of this 2226-nucleotide messenger RNA. RefSeq lists its product as uncharacterized. The coding region runs from base 166 to 1665 and encodes 499 amino acids. The record is from RefSeq and is a predicted model, not a curated record. Gene Ontology annotation, molecular function: ubiquitin-like modifier activating enzyme activity; tRNA threonylcarbamoyladenosine dehydratase activity. Gene Ontology annotation, cellular component: mitochondrial outer membrane. The transcript is spliced from 3 exons. Lineage: Eukaryota; Fungi; Ascomycota; Dothideomycetes; Venturiales; Sympoventuriaceae. Gene Ontology annotation, biological process: cyclic threonylcarbamoyladenosine biosynthetic process.
GGCAAAAAUCUGUAAGCUUCAGAGAUCACCAAUGAAAACAUCCCUUUUCCAUCGUGGAAAUGGUCAAAACUAUUCGGCAACGUUAAUUUGAUCAGUUUAAAAUGUCCAUCGGACAUUUUACAUCUAUAUAGUAAGAGCCUGGGCUACGCUGACGAUUUAUGCGCCAUGGCUUUCUUGUCGAGACCUGCAGACUCGCAUCGAUUCCAGCUGAUUGUCACAGCCAUUAUAUCAGGCGCUGUGUCCAUUUCCGCGCUCAUCGCCUUCCAACAGCUACGUCGCGCAAAAAGGGUACAAGACAUCAAAGACUCAAUCCCUGACAAUGAUUCCACAGGAAAUAAUCUUACUGAAUGGGGAGCCGCGUCUGACGCAUUUGCACCCUCCAAGGAGGAUGAGCGAAGUGCCGCUCUAGCUCUUCGAGCUAGACAAGGAGAUUACGAUGAUGACCUGAUACUCGAACAGCUCGCGCGGAAUCGAGUUUUUCUCAAGGACGAAGGUCUCGCCAAACUCCGCAGCGCCUUCAUUAUCGUAGUAGGAUGUGGUGGCGUUGGAUCCCAUGCAAUAGCCGCACUAUGUCGAUCUGGAGUUUCCAGAAUCCGGCUCAUUGAUUUUGAUCAAGUCACGCUGUCCUCAUUGAAUAGACAUGCUGUAGCUACGCUUGCGGAUGUUGGAACCCCUAAAGUACACGCCAUCCGCAAGCGACUAGAACAGAUCACGCCGUGGGUACACUUUGAUUGCCGGAACGAGCUGUUUUCGGCCAAAGUAGCGAGCGAACAGCUAGCUCCAUUGAACGGCCAGCAACCAACGUUCAUCGUCGACGCCAUCGACAACAUAGACAGUAAGGUCGCACUUCUAGAAUACUGCCACAAAAACGACCUGAAAGUGAUAUCGUCGAUGGGCGCGGGAUGCAAGUCAGAUCCCACACGCAUCCAUAUCGGUGACAUAUCAUCUAGCACGGACGACCCGUUGUCCAAGGCCACACGCCGGCGUUUGAAGCUUCUCGGUGUCUCAUCAGGCAUCCCUGUCGUGUUCUCUUCUGAGAAAGCAGACCCCGCUAAAGCGCAACUUCUUCCUUUGCCCGAGGAAGAAUUUGCCAAGGGCAAUGUUGGCGAGUUGGGUGUGCUGAAAGACUUCAGAGUUCGCAUUUUGCCCGUUUUGGGGACUAUGCCAGCUGUUUUUGGCUUGUGCGUUGCAAACCACAUCAUGCUCGAGAUAGCGGGGUAUCCACAUGAGUACAUCAUAGCGAAAAACCGCGAAAAAAUGUACGAUGGGAUAUUGGCAUACAUUCAAGGUCAGGAAGAAAAACUGGCUCGUGCGAUGGGAAGGGACGCUCAAGGACUGCGAUUACGGAUCACCGUCGAUGAUGUCGGUUAUCUUGUCGACGAGAUAUUCAGAGGUCGCAGUGUCGUGAGUGGGUUACCAACAAGACUUGUGCUGGUCAGGUGGAGGCAGCCAGAUAAGAAAUUUGUGAAUGAAGACAUAGACGGGCAAAAGUAUUCACUGCUAGAAAUGAGGGAUCUAGUCACCAUGACAAGAGACGAGGCCACAAGGCACUGGAAGGAGGUUUUAAUUGGGAGCAGAACCCCUCAGGAGUUGUACGAUGAAGCAGUAAUGAAGAUGGUGGACAAGAGGCUUGCGGAAGAACGUGAAUAUGAGAAGUACAGAUGACUUGUUGGCUGGAACAAACUGAAAUGCAAUUCACAUGCAUCAAAGCUCUUCUAUCUAAGCUGUGUCUAUUCUUGAAAAAGCUAUUGGAAAAGGAUGCUGAGUAGACCGGGUGCUAUGGCCGUGUUCAAAGAGCAUAAGGUUCCGUCAGCUGUGGUUUGACUGCUGUAUCUGAUUUCUUACUAGCAUAUGCUGCUCAUCUUCGGGCUCCGUUCUGCGAAUAUGAAAACAGGAAUGGCUCAUCUUUCUUGUGGGGUAAAAAACUGACUUUGAUCCACAUGAUGGCCCAACCAGAAGACGUACUUGUCACGGAGUAACAUGGGAAUCACGUGAAGAAGCGAUCAUGUUGAUCAUUUAUGAUCGAGGUGAUCGACUUGCAUAAGCGAAGGGCUGCCAUUCGCCCGAAGGAAAUGGACGAAUUAAGAAUGCAGUCCGUGAUCAGUCUGUUUAUAAAUGAUCGGAAUGAUCAACAGGUCUCUUAUAUCUAUAAAAACAUCCUGUCCCUACCUCUAACUUAGCUCUCUGUAAUUCAACUGUCUAGCAUAGCUAGUAGUUAGUUUAAAU